Colletotrichum acutatum is the source of this 2243-nucleotide messenger RNA. Its product is annotated as malic enzyme. Gene Ontology annotation, molecular function: malate dehydrogenase (decarboxylating) (NAD+) activity; NAD binding. The transcript has 7 exons. Gene Ontology annotation, biological process: pyruvate metabolic process; malate metabolic process. Bases 152 to 2029 code for a protein of 625 amino acids. Gene Ontology annotation, cellular component: mitochondrion; cytosol. The record is from RefSeq and is a predicted model, not a curated record. NCBI's taxonomy places the organism in Eukaryota, Fungi, Ascomycota, Sordariomycetes, Glomerellales, Glomerellaceae.
CAAAGAACGGCCUGACGUCACUUGACAGUCAGCGUUCACAAACGGCAGGACGGCAGCGCCAUCAAGCCGCUCUUUCCUCUCAUCCUCUAAAAUACCUCGAUACCUCACGUUACCCCCCUUUUAUCCCGAACGUGAGACUCAUCACCAUCCGAUGCCACCCAGAAUCAUCGUAAACCCUCUUCGGAACACCAUCACCAAUCGCCUCUCCCAUCUACCCCGUCUAUCCCACACCAUGGCUGGCACCAAGGACCGCAAGGAGUCCAAGUUCUCCCACCUGCCUCUGAGCACCAGCGGCCCCAUCAGCUGCGCUGUCACAGGCAGCGCGCUGUUGAACACACCGUACCUCAAUAAAGGCACCGCCUUCCCCGACGACGAGCGCCGCGAGUUCAACCUGACAGGUCUGCUUCCCCAGAGCAUUCACUCCCUCGACCAGCAGCUGCACCGCGCCUAUGAGCAGUACAAGAGCCGCCAGGAUGACCUAGCCAAGAAUACCUUUCUGACGUCCUUGAAGGAGCAGAAUGAGGUCUUGUACUAUCGGUUGUUGCAAGAGCAUCUUCCGGAAAUGUUCAGCAUUGUGUACACUCCCACCGAGGGAGAUGCCAUCCAGAACUUUUCAAGGCUUUUCAGAAGGCCCGACGGCUGUUUCUUGAACAUUAAUGAUAUAGAUCGAGUCUAUCACGACCUCGCUCAGUGGGGGCGACCAGAGGAUAUCGACUACAUUGUCGUUACAGAUGGAGAAGAGAUCCUGGGUAUCGGAGACCAGGGCGUUGGCGGUGUUUUGAUCUCCGUGGCAAAGCUCGUCCUCACAACUCUAUGCGCUGGUGUCCAUCCCAAUCGAACACUGCCUGUGGUGCUCGACUGUGGCACCGAUAACGAGGAGCUCUUGAACGAUGAUCUGUAUUUGGGACUCAGACAGAAGCGUGUGCGGGGACACAAAUAUGACCGCUUCGUUGACGAGUUCGUCAAGGCUGCCAGGAGGCUGUAUCCUCGCGCCUACAUCCAUUUUGAGGACUUUGGCCUCACCAAUGCUAGGAGAAUCUUGGAUCAAUACCGUCCCCAUAUCCCAUGCUUCAACGAUGAUGUGCAGGGAACGGGAUGCGUCACUUUGGCGGCCAUCACGGCUGCUCUUCACGUCAGCAAGCAGAAGCUCACUGACCUGCGCCUGGCCAUCUUUGGUGCUGGUUCGGCUGGUGUUGGAAUCGCGGACCAGGUCAGAGAUGCCAUUGCAGCCGAAGGAAACAUGAGCAAGGAGGAUGCUUCUAAGCAGAUCUGGUUGAUCGACAAGCCCGGUCUUUUGACCACAGACAGCGAGGUAUCCGCUGCCCAAAAGGGCUUCGCCAAGGACCCUUCAGACUGGAAAGACAAGGAUGCGUCUCUCCUUUCCGUUAUCAAGAACGUCAAGCCCAAUGUCCUGAUCGGAACCUCGACGAAACCCAAGGCCUUUACGGAAGAAAUCGUCCGCGCCAUGGCAGACGGCGUCGAGCGGCCCAUCAUUCUCCCUCUCUCCAACCCAACUCGCCUUCAUGAGGCCGUGCCGGAGGAUAUCUACAAAUGGACCGACGGCAAGGCCCUCCCAGUCAAGGGCCCCUGGGGCGAAGGCGGGAAGGAGAUUGAGAUCGAAGUCGCAGAGUGCAACAACUCUGUCGUCUUUCCCGGCAUCGGCCUCGGCUCCGUGCUAUGCCGGGCGAGCCUGGUGACAGAUAAGAUGCUCGUUGCGGCUGUAGAGGGCGUCGCGUCGCUAAGUCCCGCGCUCAAGGACCAGACGGCGCCGCUUCUGCCGGGCGUAGAUGUCGUCCGGGACGUGAGUGUGAGAGUCGCGCGGGCGGUGAUCAAGGCGGCUGUCAAGGAGGGCGUGGCGACGGAGGAGGGGAUCCCGGAGGGGGACGAGGACUUGGACGAGUGGAUCCGGGAGCAGAUGUGGUCGCCCGAGUACCGCCCGCUCAAGCUUGUUGAAUACAGUGAGGCGAGUAGGGAGGCCAAGGGUGAGAUGAAGGUUGCUGGGAGCUUCAGCAGAGUCGGGAGCUGGUAAGAUGCCGUCACUCAGUUCACGAGGUUCUUUCGAAAACGGCAAAAGGCAAAAGUACAUGCAACACCGGGCAUUCGCCGGUCGUCUCCGACCCGACUACUACUCCGGCCCUCACUGGUUUAUCUAUGGGAGAGCGGACGGGAUCCCGAGUUCUCCGGUGGGUGUGGUCGCAUGUGCUGUGUUGCUGGAGUGGUGAUGCUGAAAUCGGGUGGAGGUU